Messenger RNA from Passer domesticus (house sparrow), 2557 nucleotides. Its product is annotated as keratin, type II cytoskeletal 6A-like. Gene Ontology annotation, biological process: keratinization; intermediate filament organization. Gene Ontology annotation, cellular component: keratin filament. Gene Ontology annotation, molecular function: structural constituent of skin epidermis. NCBI's taxonomy places the organism in Eukaryota, Metazoa, Chordata, Aves, Passeriformes, Passeridae. The transcript is spliced from 9 exons. Bases 193 to 1974 code for a protein of 593 amino acids. The record is from RefSeq and is a predicted model, not a curated record.
CAAGGCAAGUUGCUGCAAGGCACGUCAAGUUCUGAAUUCCCGUGCCAAGUUUUCCAAGCAGAUAAAAGAGGAGGCUCCCAAGCUCUCCCAUUACAGGGGUUUCUGUCUCCAUUGCCCUCUGCUCUUUUCCUGCUGCGCAGCCUUUUUCAGUUUUCCUCUCUCCGACUCUUUGUCUUCCCAACUGAACCAGCCAUGAGCCGUAUCUCUUUCAGAUCAUCUACUGGAGGGGGCAUGAGGGGCUUUAGCUCAGGCUCUGCUAUUGUAGGAGGUAGUGGUGGUGGGACCAGAAGCAGCUUUAGCUCCGUCUCUGUCUCCAGAGUUGGAGGAGGAAGAGCUGGAGGUGGAGGAGGCUUUGGAGCUGGCGGUGGCUUCGGCAGCAGAAGUCUCUAUAACUUGGGUGGAAGCAAGAGAAUUUCCUACAGCUCGGUCGGUGGAGGUCUACGGAGUGGAGCCGGGGGCGGAUAUAGCUUCGGUCUUGGCUAUGGUGGCGGAGCAGGCGCUGGCUUUGGCUUAGGAGGAGCCGGUGGUGGUGGUGGCUACGGGCUGGGAAGUGGAUUUGGGCUGGGAGGGCCCGGAUUUGGUGGCCGAGGUGGCCCCGGGUUCCCUGUUUGCCCACCUGGUGGCAUCCAUGAAGUGACUGUCAACCAGAGCCUCCUGGCACCCCUCAAGCUGGAUAUCGAUCCGGAAAUCCAGAAAGUGCGAACACAGGAGAGGGAGCAGAUCAAGACCCUCAACAACAAAUUUGCCUCCUUCAUUGACAAGGUGCGCUUUUUGGAGCAGCAGAACAAGGUGCUGGAGACCAAGUGGACCCUCCUCCAAGAGCAGGGUCACACUGUCACCAGGAAGUCCCUGGAGCCCAUUUUUGAAGCCUACAUCAACAACCUCCGGCGGCAGCUCGACAGCCUGAUGGGAGAGAGGGGCCGGCUGGACUCCGAGCUCCGGAGCAUGCAGGACAUGGUGGAAGACUUCAAGAACAAAUAUGAAGAUGAGAUCAACCGGCGCACAGGUGCUGAGAACGAGUUCGUGGUCCUCAAGAAGGACGUGGAUGGUGCCUACAUGAACAAGGUUGAGCUCCAGGGCAAGGCCGAUGCGCUGGCAGAGGAAAUCAACUUCCUGAGAGCUCUGUAUGAAGCGGAGUUGUCUCAGAUGCAGCAGCAAGUGUCUGACACCUCAGUGGUGCUGUCCAUGGAUAACAACAGGAACCUGGACCUCAACAGCAUCAUUGCCGAGGUCAAGGCGCAGUACGAGGACAUCGCCAACCGGAGCCGCGCCGAGGCCGAGGCUUGGUACCAGAACAAGUAUGAGGAGCUCCAGGUCUCUGCUGGGAGACACGGGGAUGACCUGAGGAACACCAAGAUUGAGAUUUCAGAGAUCAACCGGAUGGUCCAGAGGCUGCGGAAUGAGAUCGACAGCGUGAAGAAACAGUGUGCCAACCUCCAAGCAGCCAUCGCUGAGGCCGAGGAGCGAGGGGAGAUGGCCCUCAAGGAUGCCAAGGCCAAGCUGACCGAGCUGGAGGAUGCCCUGCAGAAAGCCAAGGCUGACCUGGCCCGGCAGCUCCGGGAAUACCAGGAGCUCAUGAACGUCAAGCUGGCCCUGGACAUCGAGAUUGCGACCUACAGGAAGCUGCUGGAGGGCGAGGAGAGCAGGCUUGCUGGAGAAGGAGUCGGAUCUGUCAGUGUCUCCGUGGUCAGCAGCUCCAGCGGGAUGGGCUACGGCGGCGGGAGCUGCCUGGGCCUGGGCGGGGGGCUCGGCAUGGGCGGUGGCGGCGGCAGCAGCAGCUACACCAUGAGCAGCAGCGGCUUUGGAGGCGGCAGCGGAGGCUUCGGCGGCGGCAGCGGAGGCUUCUCCGGGGGGCUCAGCUAUGGUGGAGGCAGCUCCUUCAGCUCUGGGAGCAGCCGGGGCGUCAACGCCAGCACGGGAGGCAGUGUCAGGAUCGUUUCCAAGACCACCACCAGCAAAAAGACCAUCAGAUAAGGCUGGCAAGCACAUGGCCGUCGGCAAUUCCGGCCUCUGCCCUGCAGAUCAUGGUGUAAAUAGCUGCGCUAGAGCCUCUCCUUCCUCCGUCCUUCACCUCUGGGGCAGCAGGGGGGACCAGGACCCCUCUGUGAGAAUCUGGAGCACCUUUGGCUGAAGCACAGGUUGUAACAGGUCACUGGCCGGGCAUGGACCCCAUGGUGCCCCUCUGUCAGCAAGCCCUUGCUCUCUCCUCCAAGUCAGGCAUUCAAAGGGAAACGGAAGCACUAUGGAACAGGGACAACCAUUUCGUUCAUCCCAUUCCAAGGGUGAAUCACAGUCUUGUGGAACCACAGUCCCAGGUCCUCAGCAGUGAAAACACCUCCAUGAGGCUCUAAAAGCCUCUGCCCCCCAACACAUGUUACAACCUCCAAAGGUUUUGUCUGCAAUUCAAGGUUUCUUCCAGCCCCUUCUUUUUUCUCCGGCACUUAUGGGAAAGGUUUUUGCUUUGUGUGUAUAAGAUUUUUAGCUACUCAUCCUCGUGGCUGCAGCCUCCUCACUUCCCUGCCUAACCAACUGUAAGGUCCAAUAAAAGAGCAUUUGU